This is a messenger RNA of Clupea harengus (Atlantic herring), 4339 nucleotides long. Its product is annotated as zgc:123305. Gene Ontology annotation, biological process: cellular response to insulin stimulus; triglyceride biosynthetic process; positive regulation of transcription by RNA polymerase II. Gene Ontology annotation, molecular function: phosphatidate phosphatase activity; transcription coactivator activity. The record is from RefSeq and is a predicted model, not a curated record. Lineage: Eukaryota; Metazoa; Chordata; Actinopteri; Clupeiformes; Clupeidae. Gene Ontology annotation, cellular component: nucleus.
UGUAGGUUUAAAGGAUAUCAAGGAAUGGCCAAUGAAUUAGUCAGUAGGCUAGGAUAUGAUACUAUCGGCGGUGUAGGCAAGUGACUGCCUGACUUUUUCAAGAGCUAACUAUGCUAUUAUAACAUUUGCGGUGUUUAGGGUUACUAUUUUACAGCGUUAGUGUAAGUGCAGACAUGAAAAAAUACCUCUGGGGUGAUCUAUUGUCAUAACUAGGCUACUACACUAUCGUCUUCAAUAAAAAAUGAUGCCUGAAAUUAGAGGGACAGAAAAAUCGGCAUAGUGAAGUGAAUGACUUUCCUUCUUUAUCCUUGAAGAUAUAGCUGGGCAUUAUGUAAACAAACAGUGUGGGUAGGGCGUGACUAUAUAAUGUAAUCAUAAUCGUUUGAUUGGUGAUCUACUGUGAGUGACUGCUGUAUCGCUCCAAACAGAACGCCAAUUUGAGCAAGCGCUGUGAAAUCGGAAGUUUUGGGAAGGUUUUCUACAGCGCGAAUCUGUGAUCCCUGUCGCUGAAGUCCCAGACCAUGAACUACGUGGGCCAGCUGGCGGAGACGGUGUUCGUGACUGUGAAGGAGCUGUACCGCGGCCUCAACCCGGCCACGCUUACCGGCGGCAUCGAUGUCAUUGUGGUGCGCCAGCCUGAUGGCAGCUUCCAGUGCUCGCCCUUCCACGUGCGCUUUGGCAAGCUGGGGGUACUGCGCUCCAAGGAGAAAGUGGUGGAUAUUGAGAUCAAUGGCGAGCCGGUGGACUUGCACAUGAAGCUGGGGGACAAUGGGGAAGCCUUCUUUGUGGAGGAGAAUGAGGACCUGGAGGCCAGGGUACCGGCCCACCUCUGCACCUCACCGAUCCCCAUGAAGCUAGUGGAGGGCUCGGACGAGACUGCCGAACCCCCGGGGUCUGGGGUGGCCCCUGGCUCUCGCCGCAAGAAACGCAGACGGAAACGCGCUCGCUCGGACCGCAGAGACGACGAUGACAGCUCCUCCUCCGAGCCCCCCGACCAGGAAGAGGAGUCAGUCCUCGCUGCAAGUAAGUCGGUGUACUUCUCCGUCUCCGAAGAUACUUUUGACGAUCUGUCCGCUUGUCCAUCUCAGUCGUGGGACGUCCUCCAUCACUCAGAUGGGGAAGUGUCCCCAAACGAGAGCGCUGUGUUCAACAGUCGGCCCCCCUCCCCCAAGAGUGACUCAGAGCUGCUGGUCAAGCCACAGGAGUCAGUGGGGCCGCAGAUGCAGUGGAUCUGGGGGGGCUUCCCACAGGUAUGCCAGUCUGAAAGGUCUUCAGCAGACCCUCAGCGCACCCCGACCUCCCCCAUCACUCCCUCCGAGAGCUCCCACUUCCGAACCAUCCACCGGCAGGACUCCUUUGACCUGGACUUCUCAAACAACACCGCCGCCUCCUUCGCGCCUGUUACUGUGGUGAGACCCAGGCCCAGGACACCCCUAACGGACUCCUACUCCCCCGGGUCCUUCCCAUUCGUCACCCACUCCACCCCCAGCCAAGCUCCGGAAACCCCCCAGUGCCUCGUGCCCACGCCAGCCCAGGUGGAGACACUCACGCCCGGGGAAACACAGCACUUCCAGCACCCCCAGCCUGGUACAGAGUCACUGGAGGCCGUAAUUGACUCAGAGAGCUUUACACACGCUGAGAACAACACUGCAGUGUCUUCAGCAAACACACGACAUUCCUCUACCACAUUGAGCAGCUCCAGCUGUUCCAGCUUAGGCCCCGCAGACCUCAUGCCGAGCACAGAUGUCGCAACAGACCCGACCAGUGGCUCCCCAGAGCCGGCAGACCUGGACACUGCAGAGGGAACCAGCUCUCGAGAGGUAGACAGUGGGAUAGAGCCCAGUGCCGAGGGACUGGAGGAGGACGACCACAGGGAGGAGAGUGUCAGAUCGCAGGCCAAUCAGGAUGCAGACUGUUCUGGACAGAGAGAGAGUAGUGAAGAUUUGGACCAAUCAGAGGAGCGUCCCGGCUCUGCAGAGCCUCCCUCCAAAUCGGCAGAUUGUCAGGACAAGAGGAAAGGUAAGCGCAGUCAGCACCUGGGACCCUCCGAUAUCUACCUGGAUGAUCUCACUAAGCUGGACCCUGAGGUGGCGGCUCUCUACUUCCCCAGGAGUGAGACUGAGUCAGCUUCCAGGCCAGAUGCUGACCAGUCAGGGAACCAGUCCCCCCAGUCGGGGAACCAGUCCCCCCAGUCGCUUGGCAGUGCCAACAUGGACAGUGGCUCAGACUACCUGUCUGACGCUCCCGCCGACACCUUGGACGUCACCAUGUCUCUGUGUGGGAGAGACGGAGGCAGCCAGAUCAACAAAGAGAAGUUCAUGGAGCACAUUGUCACUUUUCAGCAUUUUGUGAGCAACCCAGGAAUCAUAGAUGAUCCAAACCUUGUCAUCUGCAUCAACAACAAGUACUAUAACUGGGCUGCGGCAGCUCCUAUGGUGUUGUCCAUGCAAGCCUUCCAGAGGAAUCUUCCAAAGAGCACCAUCGAGCAGCUGGUGAAGGAUAAGAUGCCAAAGAAGUCUGGCCUGUGGUGGUUCUCCUGGAGGAGGAAGGACAUGGACACCAGCCAGGCCGGGUUAAAGCAAGAACAGCAAGCACAGACUGAAUCAACAGACCCUCUGUCUGAUCCCUCAACUUCAAAGCAGCACUCUGAGGAGCAGUCCACUGUUGAGACGCUGUCUGGGACCGUUGAGACGCCGUCUGGGACCGCCGGGAUGCCCAGUCCAUCUGAUACCAUGACCACAGAACAGUGCAUCAGCCAGAUGUACCGCAAGUCCCUCCGCCUCACCUCCGAGCAGAUAGAGCGUUUGAACCUGAGGGAGGGGGCCAAUAAGGUGGUCUUCAGCGUGACCACUCAGUACCAGGGUACCUGCCGCUGUGAGGCUGCCAUCUAUCUGUGGCACUGGGACGACAGGGUCAUCAUCUCGGACAUUGAUGGAACCAUCACAAAGUCUGAUGCCCUUGGGCACAUUUUGCCUCAGCUUGGCAAAGACUGGACUCAUCAUGGAAUUGCUAAACUCUACCACAAAAUCCACAAGAACGGCUAUAGGUUUCUGUACUGCUCUGCGCGUGCUAUCGGCAUGGCAGCCAUUACUAAAGGCUACCUGCAGUGGGUAAACGACGGAGGAGUUGUCCUUCCAAAGGGACCGGUUCUAUUAGCUCCCAGCAGCCUGUUUUCUGCCCUACACAGAGAAGUGAUCGAGAAGAAGCCAGAGGUGUUUAAGAUCGCUUGUCUCAAUGACAUCAGGGACCUCUUCAAUCCACACCGGCAGCCUUUCUAUGCAGCCUUUGGCAACAGAACCAAUGAUGCAUAUGCAUAUAAGGAAGUAGGAGUACCAGAGACUCGUAUCUUCACUGUAAAUCCUAAGGGAGAGCUCAUUCGGGAGAAGAGCAAAGGCAACAUUUCCUCGUAUGCUCAUCUGAGUGAGCUGGUGGAACAUGUUUUCCCGGUCAUCUGCAACGGUCAGACGUCCAUCAGCUUCCACUGCCCAGAGUACAGCCACUUCACUUACUGGAGGGAGCCUCUACCUCCCGUGGACCUGGAUUCAAUUUAGACCGAUCCACUCUCGUCACUCCUCACUUCUGUCCAACUCAAUCCUGUCUCUCUGUGGACUGCUGUCUUCGUCUUGCCAGUUGUCUUCAACGAAACUGCUAGAAAUGACCACUCAAGUGAUCCUGUGACUGCCUUACCAUGGGACAAACUGGGGUUUACUUGUAUUAAUUUGAUAAGAAAUGGAUUUCACGGUUUUUAUAUAUAUUUUUACUUCUAGAAUUUCUUUGUCAGUCCUCCAGAGAGAAUGCAGAAAUACAUGAGAUUGAUCUUAACACUUUUUGUUAGGGAUAGACACAUCCCAACAUGCCUUAGACAUCUCAACAGGGUUGUUCUCCUUUGCACCUUCGAAGCAGUUCUGAUGCCUUUCAUUCGGCUGGGCUUUACUUUCGCUUUUGCCAUUACCCAGUUAUUUUUAAUAUGUUAAAGCAUGUAGCUGGACAAAAAAAAAAAACCUGUCUUUUAGAACAAUUUCAAACAUCUGCUAACAUAGUCUUUGUGUAUGUAAUACUAAAAUAAUAUUGUCUGUCUGUGGUCUCGUGUACAAGCAAGAAUGUGUUCCCAUGUAUUUAUGUUUUUAUGUGGUUUCAUUUAAGUGAGGAAGGCGGUAAUUUAUUUUUAGGUGUAAAUGGUUGCUGACUUGAACUUAAAACUUGGACCAAAAGGGCUUUCUAAUUGACAAGCUUUUCCACUUUAAAUAGUGACUAAAUAGUGGUAGGAGACCGUAGAACAUGGCAUUGGAUCAUAGCUUUGGCCUACUCAGACAAUAUCAUUUCAAUAUGGUGAUAUUAA